GGUAACAUGGACAGGAUGCGAGGAACAGGGACUUUUCGGCUAUUCCACUUCAAAUACAACUAGUGAAUGUAUCGGCGGUGGUGAUUGUAGGUAUUGGUACACCGUUGACGAGAUGCAAAUGUGUAUUAUUACAACAAUAGCAUUUUAUUGAAAGACAAUGCAUUAAGAAGAACGUAAGGCAGUCGUCAUACAUUUGUUUUAUCUUUAAUCUAUAAAACUAUGAUUCCUAUGAUCUUCUAAUUGAAGCGAACGUUAAAAAAACAACCAAUUAUGUCAGAUAUUUGUUUGGAUAAGAAGGUGUAAACAAAGGUAUAAUAUUGUCAUGUGACAUAUCCUGUUUUACUGGUUCGCCGCGGGUAUUUCCAUCAGUAGUGUUGUUUACACCACUAAAACGAAAGUAGAACAUUUUAAAACUUACUCUUCCAUUCUGAUUUAAGUUUUCUGUAAACCUUAUUGACAUUGAAAGUAUUGAUCUUGUUCAAGUAUUUUAUGUCGUAGCUUCGACAAGAUGGUCCAGAAACAAAACUACAGAAUGAAUUGUGUUAUUUUUUGUUAUCUUAGAUUGAACAAUGUUUUGUUUUCCCUUUUUCGACUUCCAUUAUCAGGUGGUGGGAUGAUCAAAUCGUCCUUCGUCUGUAGUUUCUGGUCCGUCCAUUCAUAAAAGAUUAUGUUAUCGCAAUUUCUAGAAAAUAAGUACUGAUUGUUUCUUUCUCAAAUUUCAUAUGACGGUUCCAAUUGGUUCAUUGUUGUACACGUUUAUUUAAUUUCUUGUGUGGGUUCCCCCAAUCCCGUAGUUAUAUAUGUUAUAUUUGGGACUGAUCAAGAAAAUGAGCUGGCCACAGGGCAGCCAUCUUAAAUUUUAUAGCUCAAGUUUGUUAUCUCUAUUUCUCAAGAAGUAAACGAAGAACAAUGGUCUCAUUUUAAAUGGACACUCUCAAAACCAGCUGUAUGGAAAAUGUAUCCAAAAGUUACCACAAGAUAUAUUAACUGUCGACAACUGUUCGAGCAGAUAGGAGAAAAGAAGAGAAAAGAAGGGAAAAAUCAAACUCAAAAAUAACUAGAUUUGAUCAAUAUCAAAACACGGGAUUUCAAACAAGAAAAAGAACAAAGAAAUGAUCUCGGACUGACGAUCGCUUUUAUACGUUUCCCUCCCUUCGCUUCCCUUCUCUGACAAACCUUGCACAUGUACCUUAUUCAUACCAUAGGUUUUUGUGAUAUCAGUUCUGUUUUUUGGACACAGCGACACCAAACCCCAGUACACAUCAUGAUGGUCACACAGGCAAUGUUGAUUGACAGCUGUUAUUUGGACCCAACAACACCUAGCCAAAUGAUGCACAGUGACUCUGUGUAUUGUAGACUGACUGGUCACCGAAAAAAGCCUGGUUACCUUCACCAAUUUAUAUAAUAUAAACAGAACACUUUUACAUAUUAAAAAAGAAGCUAUGAAAAUCUAUCAGUAAUAUAUUAUGAAUUAUCAUAAUGAAUGUCUUUGGAUGUAAUUGCAAAAAAAUAGAAAACAAACAUUUAAACAUACAGUGAGUAAAUUGUUCCUGGACAUAUUGAAGCUGACUAUUAUGUCUGAUAAGUUUGGAAGAUUAACCUUGUUUGUAGAUAAGGUCAGAUCUGUGAUUCAAUAGGACCGCAGUAAGUGGACAGUCUCUACAGAGUUUAAAUUUUCUGUAUGAGUUAUUGCCCUUUGAACUUGUGCAAGUCUACAGUAGCUGACUGAGUAGUGGGGAUUCACAGAGUGCGAAAUGACGUCAGAGAAGGAAUUGGUAAAUAUAGGCAGCCAAUGAGCGGUGUUGUAUACGAAGGUAGGUAGUCCGUAAAAGUCAUAUAGUCCCUCAACUAUGCAUAUCAGGAUGAUGAAUAAAACUAGCAUUUCGUCUAUACCUGUUUGGUUUGCCAUGCAAAACAAAGCUGAUGAUACCUUCCUCAGUAGAGAUUUAAACUAUCCCUACUUUUAAGAUUGAGAGUGCGUUGUAAUUGAUGAAGCUUUACCAGCGUGUAUUAGAUAUCUUAAUAUAAAUCAAAGGACUGAGAAUACUGAGAACGCUAUAUCAUUGCCAGUAUAAGUAUAUGUACGAACUCUACUACGACAACCCUACAUUAUGAGAAACGAGGAUACUAUAUCAUUGCCAUUAAAAGUACAUGAGAGUUUAAGUGCAUUUUUGAAAAUUUUGGCGGGAAAACGAAAUUUUCAAAGUGGCAUAUCUUCGUCUUUUUUGAUGCUAUGACCAUGAAACAUUUCACAAACCUUCUUUAGAUUUUGCUCUUCAAAAUCGGUAGUAGAAAAAGCUCAUGUUGAGAAUUUCAUUUUUGACCUUUGUUUGACCCCAUAGCGAGGCCUUGAACUUGACAUAUUCUCUGAUAACAUGUCAUAGGAAAAAAUUAGUCCCGACUAAGAUCUAUAAAAUCCAAAUAACGUUCAUGCAGAACAACAAACGCUUAUGAAGUUAUGGUCGUUCUAAAUAUGUUUUUAGAUCUGUGACCUUAACCUUUGACAUUACGAUCAUGAUUUUUGUUCAAUUGUCUGGAGUUCGUUGUCCGCUAUCAUGUACUAAAAUAUGAACGUACCAUCUUUGUUCGUUCUUGAGAUAAAUUGUUAACAAAAUUUCUGAAAAUAAGAAUAAGAAACUUAAAGAAAAAAACAUAACAAUAUCAAUAGGGAUUUCCAUCCGAAAUGGAAAUCCCUAAUUAAUGAAAAAUUUACGAUCGUGGGCACCAAGUUCCCUCUGGGAUCUCAUGUUAUAACAUACAUAAUGCAACAAUUCAUGAAAACUAAACUGCUGGUGAAGUCAGUCAUGAUUCUUAAUUGACCGUGAACACGACUGGUUUUUUAUACAUUGGCUCAGUGUCGUAGUCUAUCCAUGUGUUUUCCCAGUCACUUUAAUACCGUACGUUGUGUACACACACACCAUUUAAAUGUUUAAUACCCGACAAUGAUUAACAAUUCGUUGAAUUGUAAAGGUUCACAGCAAUUGUUUUGCCCUGUGACUCUUUAAAUAAAUAUAUUAUAUUCUGGCCCUAUUCACUGAAGAUCAUUGCAUACAGAUCAUUUGCGGUGCAUUUUGUGCUUGUGUGUAUAAGCUUUAGUUAUGUCCCCUAUUGUUUUUGGUCCGUUUCUUCUACUUCUUCCUUUUCUUCUCCUUCUUCUUUUUCUUCUUUCAAUCGCAUCCGCCGUGAACUUGUCCGGACGUUUUAACAGAGAUGACUCGACAGAACUGAAUGAAACUUUGCAUACAUAUAGAUGAGGAGGAGAGACAUGGGUUUUUUUAUUCCGAAUUUUGCAAAAGCAACAACACGGAGGCUUCUGAUUAGUCGAAAUUUAGAUAUUGUUCGAUUUUAAUGAACAAUGAAAUUCACCCUUCCACAUCGUUGUUAGCAACGCGGUUGCUAUACAAAUUCAGCCAAUCAGAGCGCGAGUUCGAUUGUCGGCCAUUACCUCCGACAACUUUGUCGGACAUUGACACGAGGGAAAAUACAAACGGCAGUGAAAUAAUGGUGAAGAAGUUCUCCUGGGGAACCUGCAACAGCGACAGCCGAUAUGCAGAAAGAUUGGAGAACUGUGUGACAUUUAUUCCCUUUCCAAAACCCUAAAACCAACCUAGAAACAUACCUGAGAUGGGUGCAGGCUUGUGGACGACCCCAUUCGCAGCUUAACGCAACAAAUAAAGAUAGACACAAGUCCGUUUGUUCAAAGGUAUGUUUAUAUCCCGAUAUUAGAAAAUAUAAUGUAGUAAAGCAGAGUAUAUGGUUGACCAAACAGGCAAUACUCACAUAAUCCUCAAUUUCAUUCAUAUGUUUUUAAUAUGUCUCGAGCAAAACUUAUUAUGACACUGUGUAAACAUAAGAGCUGUCGGUCCAACACAGGGGCAUGCACAGCGGAAUCAUCAUUUCUUAUUUUGAUGUCGUCUGUUCUGCUGGUUUAAUUCAUACGCAUAUAAAGAGUUGCGGAUGUGCAAGCAGCAAACACAUAUCAAUUAUUAUCUUUAAUCUUAAUAAAACCAACAUUUUGUUGACCCAUUAGUUGUUUACAUUACAGCUGUAUUACAUGCCCCUAUGUCAACAAAAUGAAAGUAGAAGAUACUUGUUAACUGUUUGCCGUUAGACUUUUACGAGAGUACACGACAUGUACAGGGAGCAAUCAAUCAUGUGAUCUCGAGGUUGUUUUUAGAAAAAUCACAGAAGCAUUUUAUGAGUGAGUUGGGACCAUCAGAAGAAUACCCCGAUCCUUUGCCAGCUAAUGGAGGAGGAAUAAAAAGUGCCGCCUUCAUUGGAGACUCAGGCAUUAUGAAAACUGCUAAGGAAUCUGCUCUUAUAAUGAACAUUUCAAUUUUGACCAUAAUAGUAUUUUAUGUAUCAGUACAUUUGUAAUUAUGAUCAGUUUUUCAGUGCUAUAGAUUUUCCAAGUAGAAAGUAUUGUCCUGACAGGAAAUAUGUUGCAGUGAACCAGAUAAGCUAUAAUCAAUUAACUUCUUUAUACCUAGGUGUUUAAACAUUUUGAUAAACAAAUUGUUUUUCCCAAAAUGUCUAGUGUGCAUACAUACAAAUUGAAAUAGACAUUCUAAAGUGAGAUUUUUUAUAUAAAUUAAUCCAGGGCAUGUAGUUAUACUGUAAGUGAUUGAUUUUAUUGAAAGAUAUAUCCCUUUCUAGUUUCUAACCAAUGAGUCUUUGGUGUUUUUUUCAACCCAUUCUCCAUGUCUUAAUGUUGUGAUAUAUCAAAAGAGGAAUACAUUGAGAUCAUAUUGUAAAUAAUUAUGGUUACACCUAAACUGUUAAGUCUUGAAAAGCCAUUAUAAAAUAAUUUCUUCAUUUCUUUAUUGUCAAGACACAGCACUGAACUGAGCAAUGAUAUGGAGGAUCCCCAGCCCACUUCAGUCCCAUUUAUUACUCCAGACAGUACUGGCCAUGUAGCAGCACCACAGCAAGAACAUGAUCUUGUACAAAUUGAUGUCCAAGAUAUCAGCUCAGCCGCCCUUGGCCUACAAGCAACGUCAUUCGCCAUCCACCUGCUAAUUUAUUUGACCUCGAUAUGGCUGAUGUGCUGUAGCGGAGAAGAUGCCGAUGACGUUGGAUGCUGUUUAUGUUGUGCCGGAUGCUCCAUCAUGAUGUACCCAGCUGCAGGGUUAUUAAGUAUAGUCGGAUGUGGUGCGAUGUCUACCAUAGACGUGCCGGAAUUCUCGUACGGUUAUUCGUUUGGCCUGUGUCUCGCCAGUGGUGUCUACGUCAUGCUUCAGACUAUCCUGUUAUGCUGCUGCAUAUUCAAACCAAGAAAAGCCAGCGACAACGGUGACGACUUCCCGGCAUCCCGACAGACUCGAACCACUGUGGCGACCACUGUUGCCAGCAGUCAGCUAAAUCUCACGUACAACUACCAAGGACAGCAUGUAGCUAUUGUCAUGACGGAGAUAGAGGAACAAGCAAUGAUUAAUGGAGACAUGAUGUUUCGCAACUUGAGGAUCAGGCAGUUCGUUAGAAUUGUUCGCUGAUCACAGAACUAACAACGCACUUCAAUGUUUGCCUCUAAGUUAAGGUGUGUUAAGCGCGUACCAAAGACUCCAAAAGGGCUAAUAUAAUUUUCCCAUCAUUUUUGUUUAGUGUUGCUUUUACUAGAUACUGUUCUGCUAUUUUUGCUAUAUUUAUUUCGGAACACUUUUUUAUGUUUUAUUCCAAUCUUUUGACUCUUAGUACCACUGACAUGACUUGAAUGAACGAAAUGGCGAAAUGGUGCCUUGAAAAUAUUUACUUCGCUUGGCUCUCAUCAUCUUCAUUCUAUGUUAAUAGUAAUUUAACUCCGUCUCUGGACAUAGUUAUGGACUUCCGUUCUUGCAGUCUUCGUGUAUGUUGGAAAAAAACUUUGAAGCUUUUGAUAUCUCUAUAUCUGUAUUGUCACUGAUCAGAAUUAUUUACACUCUGUGUAUUUAACUUUUAACAUUUUGCUUUUGAGUUAAAUAUGACUUUAUUCGAUCUUGAUGUAUCUUAUUUCUAAAGUGUUUUUUAUAUGAAACAUGAUACAUUACCUAUUGUUUGGUAAAUAAAGUGAAAAAAGGAUUUUUUUAAAUUGAAUCUCUAUCAAUCACUACAGUUAUUGAACCAUAUUUCGAACUUUUACAAAGGUCAGGUCAUUUUCUGUUAGUCGUAUUUGACAACAAAUCAAUAUUACUGACGCCCGCCUUCUGUAACCUUUUGCAGAAUUAUGAGUCAGUUACCAUUAAUACUAUCUACGUAUCAAUUUCUCUGGGCUCUGAUAUGCUUCGUUUAUAAUCUUGUUCUGUAUUAAUCAAUGUAGAUCAGAAAUAAUAAUAAUUUGAGGCUCUUAUCCCACUUUUAUGAUAUGUGCUUAGCCUGUAUCAUGAUAUAAUUUAGCUAUUUAGAAAGGGUAUAAAUAGUUAAACAUAAAAUGUCCAUGAAUAGAUUACUAUGUUUGAAGUUUUCCAUGUUCUUAUGCAAUAAAAAGAACUGAUUUUAAAAUAAAAUAAAAUGUUUAUUUACCAUAUGGCCCGGCCAGGGUGGCCAAAAGUCCGAUGGUAAGCGUGUGCCACAUACUUGGAAUCAGGAAAGCGUUUCCGGACCGCCAGGACGCUCGUCCUUAUAUAGUACGACAAGGCAUUUGACAGCGCAAUUAUUUUAACCAUAACUGUUUCCCAGGCUUCAGAUGUUGUCUGACAUUUAUAAAGGUGUAUUAGCUGUCAUCAUUUCGGAUAAUGUGACUAAUUCGCCUCGUAAUGAGCUGUCGUUUUAUUUACUUUCGUCGAAUAUUUUAAAAAGAUAAUCAUGUAAUAGUUUGAUGUAGGCACGUAGUGCCUUUUAGAUUGUUUGCGCAUUUCAAUGUAUCAUAUUUAUAAGAUCAUGAGUAGUAUCAUUUUGAUUAAGAAAACGACGUAACCCUCCGACUCCCAUCCAGUACCUCCGCAAGUUAAUGUUACAUGCAGUGUAUCCAUAAACAGAACACUUUUAGUGAAAUUUUGAUGUAUGUAAUACCAUAGCAUCAAUUCAAAUACAGAUUUUUCGUGGUUUUUUUUUAUAAAAUGAUAUAAUCCACUUUUCUUUUUCUAUUACAAGUUUAUAUUUUUGGCACAUGGUUCUAUUAUUUUUUUUUUUUUAUAUCCAAAUAGAUAUAUA
Molecule: messenger RNA, 7125 nt
Organism: Mizuhopecten yessoensis (Yesso scallop)
Lineage: Eukaryota; Metazoa; Mollusca; Bivalvia; Pectinida; Pectinidae
Exons: 5
Coding region: 4857-5492 (211 amino acids)
Source: RefSeq, a predicted model, not a curated record